This is a messenger RNA of Oncorhynchus masou masou (cherry salmon), 442 nucleotides long. RefSeq names its product broad substrate specificity ATP-binding cassette transporter ABCG2-like. Lineage: Eukaryota; Metazoa; Chordata; Actinopteri; Salmoniformes; Salmonidae. Gene Ontology annotation, molecular function: ABC-type transporter activity. The transcript has 3 exons. Bases 1 to 405 code for a protein of 134 amino acids. Gene Ontology annotation, cellular component: membrane. The record is from RefSeq and is a predicted model, not a curated record.
AUGGCUAUAUCAGCUGACCAGAGUGUUGUGGCGAUCGCCAACAUCUUCAUGACCAUAGCCUUCGUCUUCAGAUGCCUGCCCUAUCAGAUCUUCUCAGGCCUGUUGGUGAACCUGCCCAGUAUUGUUGAGUGGCUUGCCUGGUUCCAGUACCUCAGCAUCCCUCGGUACGGACUAACAGCUCUCCAAAUUAAUGAGUUUGUAGGUCUCCAGUUCUGUGGAGACAUUCCCCUCAACGGCACCUUGCCCCCUGGUAUGACAUGCACGGGGGAAGACUUUCUGAAGAACCAGGGGAUCGACUACACCACGUGGGGGCUGUGGCAGAAUCACGUUGCCCUGGCGAUCAUGACCGUUAUCUUCCUGUUGAUCGCAUACUUCAAACUACGCUUCACUAAGAAGUUCACAUAGGGGUCAGGGGUUAAGCCUAUUGUACACCUUCCCGUUC